GCAGAGCAGCAGCUGGCGGACGGAGCACAAGGCGGCGCGCACGCUCGGCGUAAUCAUGGGCGCCUUCAUCCUCUGCUGGCUGCCCUUCUUCCUCUGGUACGUGACUACGACGCUGUGCGGCGAGGCGUGCCACUGCCCGGACGUGGUGGUGGCGGUGCUGUUCUGGAUCGGCUACUUCAACUCGGCGCUGAACCCGCUGAUCUACGCGUACUUCAACCGCGACUUCCGCGACGCCUUCGGCAACACGCUGCAGUGCUUCUUCCCGUGCUGCUUCCGCAGCGCCUGCUGCCGCAAACCCGACACGCCCGCGGCGCACUACGUCUAGCUGAGGCUGCUGCGGCCAGACGCGCUCGGCCGCCAAAACCAGCACCGCUUCUGAUCCUCGGCGCUGACUCAGCGCCGCCAGUCGUCAGCGGUGUCAGUGGUCCACUCUAGCACAACCACAGGCCACAGGACGUGCUCUCUCCCCCCUACCAUCAUCUUCAUUUCUAGCACUCCCUCUACUUCCUGUGUUACAACGCUCCUCUCCAAUGUCGACAAUGACAGAGGAGGCAUGAAAACACUGUGCACUCGGCCACGCUUCUAUUAAGUAACAUAAACAAUACGAAAAUUAAGGGAGAGUAUGAAAAAAAGACUGGAGUAUUUGCUGGACCGAACAUUCGCUACGGAUUAAAAUUCUGACAUAUAAAAUUUAUACAGGUUGUGCCCCACAGCUCGUAAACAUUUGAAAGUGUCAUAUUCAGAAACUGCAACCACUGCUUUACUGACUAUCGAUUUCUUACUGCUGCUUAUACAUUAUUGGGCUCCCAACCUGAGGUAAUUACCACUAAGGGGCGAAACUAAAUUUUCCAACGCUUCAAAAGAACGUUCAGUUGUGUUAUGAUCACGAAACUAAAUUGUCUAAAAGAUCACUGCUAUUAUCUCAUAAGACUACAAUACUGGUUACAUAGAUUUCCAAUUACACCAUUUCUGCGAAUUUACAGGAUACUGGAAGGCACGACGUCAGCUACUGUAUGGUUUACAAAACUGUGCAUUAAAUUGCAGAGAACAAUCCAACGGGUAAUAUCAAUUUUUUAUACAUCUAAAUAAUCAGUAACCAGUUGAAUAAAAGAAAUUUAAUAUCUUAAUCAGUUUCGGGCACUUAGUGUCCUUCUUCAGAAGGUUACAUUUGUCCCAUUAUUUGCGAAUGUCAACUGUAUACAGCAAUAUACUGUGGUCAUACGGUUCAUAGACUUCCUUCAGCUAACUGAGACAUCGCAAAGUGAAUGUUAUUAGGAAGGCUCUUCCUAAUAUCCUCCAUACCACUAUGUCUUAGUUAGGUGAAUGAAGUUCAGCCCUGCACUAUUUUACAAGGUGAUGUUUAUAGAAAGAAUAGUCGUGACAGAUGUUAUUGCAUAGCACAAUUUCACUUCCUCACACUACUCACUACACACGUAUAUUGUACUUUGUAUCACGCAUCUAUGACAGUAAAAUUGAGACAUACACAUCACAUUUGCUUAAAUAUCUCAUGAACAUGACUUCUUUCAGUUGCAGGUAGUACCCGCAACAAACCAUAAAUUACUUUAUUAUUCACUGCAUAACAGUAACAGAACUGAGAGCACAACAUGGCAGCAACUACGUAAUAGCUACUGCACUACUGUAGAGCGUACACAGUAUUAUUAUCAGUAUUAUUAUUAGCGGCAGUGGUCAGGCACAAAACUUCACCAACGUGAAGUCUUUUAAUUUCUGCCGUUUCAGAAGUAAGGAAUGCAGUAUCUAAGUAAUUUACAAGCAAUAAGUAUAGUGCACAGGUUUUGUCUUGGGUGAUGUUAAGUGGGACUGUGGGGGGCAGAUGAAGUAAGUGUGACCAGAAAGAGAAAUAACGCGGAAUCAUUUUUUUUACAGAGUUGAUAGCUUUGUUUAGUGAGAAGUAUUGAUUCAUUAAUUUCUCAUUUAAUAAAAUAGCUGUCGUCAGAUUAUAAAUAAAAGUGUUGAAAGAAAAAUCUGUUGUUAGGCACUGUGUUGAUGAUGGUGGUGGUGGUGGUGGUGGUCGUGGAGGAGGACGAGGAGGGGGGGGGGGGGAGGUAGAUGACUGAUCUACUAGCUGAUAACUGAUUGCAGUCGUGGAUAAUGGUCUCUGUUAGAUUAGCAAGUAUUGCUAGGCAGGUAGGCUGCAAAUGAUAAAAUGAACCGAUUGGUCAUAAGGAUUUACUGAUCAACAGCCUUUGGGCAUUAUGAAAUUUACUUUUCUUAAAAUUAAUGUUUACAUAGUUGUGCAUUCGUGCACAAUUGAGUUAUUUGGUCUGCAAGGCAAUGAAUUAGUUCGAUUUCCUGCAUGAUAAACCGACAGGUCUAUUAUAAAUAAUUUUUCCACAAUAAUAACAGUUUCAAUAAACAGAUUGGGACACCCAUUGCGGCAGAACUGCUAUUUCCGAAUUUUAUUUAAGCUGAUAUAUGUAGUUGUGAUGGAACGUACUUGCCGGCAAUGGCAUAAGCAUGGUCUGCAUAAUAGAAAAGGUGUUCGUAAAGUUACUAAGCGAAGUAGCGCUCAAAUCAUCCAGUUCGCCACUUUUGUGACACAAAGAAAUAUUUCUGCAGAGCCAUGACGCAUUUUAACAUCAAUACUACUGCUCCAGAAUCCUAUUUUCAGAUACCAAAAAUAGAAAAUCUGGGUAACAGUAUACGCAGGAAAUGUGAGAAAAAUUUAGAACACUACGUCAAUCACAAGGUCAACAAGAAAAAUUUUCAGAUUUAGGUAUGUAAAUGUUCUCUUAAAUGUAACGCAAUCAAUCGUGUUGGUACUGAAAGUCAUAGACAGCCACUAAAAGCAGCUAUCAUGAAUCACUUCAUUUAUGCCACCAAAUUCGGUCAAAUACACAUAACGUUGACAGAUAUAAUUAUCGUAAUUUUUUUUGGUCAUAAUAUUUUUGGAUGUCACGCAUACAACCACACACAACUGCUUAACUGAUAAAACAUUACCGUACCUGAUGGCUUUAUGUUAAGACUGAGUUCGUGCAAAUAAAACAACUUUCACCUACGGUUGUUGGUGAUUCAAUAUGACUUUAAAUAAAUACGAGCUGUGGGACUCCUCAACCUAAAUAUUUCUCAUUGGUUUACAAGGAAAUUGGAGUAUAUACUUCAAACCACAAAAAAAUCAUCAUUUCCUAGUUUCUCUACCUUAUUCCAACUGACACUCCAAGACAAACCACAUCGGAGAGACAAUAUCUCAAAUUUGCUUGGGUGGAAUUUCUGUCCAUAUUCUGAGACUAAUCUGUUCUUCGGACCAUGUGUAUCCUCUCAAGUGUCCUACUUUUGGUCGACGGAAGAGGCAGUGUAGGAAAACAGACAUAUGCACAAAAAGGUUUCUGUGAUGUUGAUUUGAGUAGCUUGUAUGGGACAGCAUUCCAUACGAAAGGCAUGGUCCAGAUUCCGGGCUUUGCGUACCUAAGAAUUUUAAUACGUCACAGAAGUUCAGUCCAGUAAAUACUAAGAACUGUCGGUGUUCGCAAAUGUUUUCAGCUAAAAUAGUUCGAAACAAGCAGUUAAAAACUAAAAAAUAGCUGUUUGCCUAACUGACAAAGUUUUGUGUCUUCCAAGUGAACUCUGUUGUUUAAUAUAACGACGUUUGCUCUGGGCUGCGAGGAAUGCGGCGAAAACGAAAGACUUCUGUGAAGACGCUCGUCGGUGACAAUUUGUGCAUCAAGCAAUGCCAGUAACAACGGUGGAACUAAUAGAAGAGGAAAAGUUAGUUUCCGUUGUUGCGUCGUCACGUUACAACAUACUGAUGAAAAUAAAUAUUAAAACAAUCGUACAUUAUUACGUCAAUGACACAGUAGUCUCAAACUGAAGAUUAAAAAGGUGAUGUCCCUGUAUGUCGAGCAACAGAAUGGGAUCCAUGAGAAAUUCAGUGUGCUCUAAAUAUGUUCCAGUAACUAUAUUUAAACACCAAUCUGAAUCAAAACUUUUCUUAUUUAUGACAAAGAAACAUUUUUCGGUAUAAACGGCUUCACCACUAGGUAAAUUACCUAAAGGAACAUCCCUCGUAACGCAUCUAAUAAACGAGUGUUUAUAAGCGAUUAGCUCUAACAUUGAAAACCUGGUUUAUGUUCAGUUUGGUUCCGAACUGUAAUGGAUUCAUGUUGGGUCAUUCGUUUAUUUUAAUUACUGAUUGCUUUGGCAAAGGAUUUUCCACGAAAGCUUCACAUCUGGAAGACCUUUCUCUUUCUUUUCCAUUACAUACUACAUAAACAAAGCAUGCUGUAACAUACAAGCAGUUGCAACAAGAGAAGUUUACUGCGUUAACACAAAUUCAGAUAUUUGAAAGAGGAAAUGGGUCACAUGUGAAUGAAAAAACAGUCCUUGUUUUUUAAAUUUUCAGGGGAUGCUAAUUUAGAGACGUUUCCGUUAACAAAAAAGCCUAUUUCUCCCAAAUGACAUUAAUUGAAACAUAUUGUGUUCUUUAUUUUACUUCAGUGUUUAAAUGGAAUUCUGAACUGAUCUUCCGAAGUGUUAGUCCUUCACCUUCAUGUUUCUAUUUAUUUCUUUACAUUAAUUUCGUAUUGAUCAAACUCUAUUCCUUUCUUGUUUUUAUAACAAAAAUAAAACAAUUAUACAGUUACAGCAUGUGAAUGAAAUAAGUAUAAUACUGACUCUUUUUAUGACUUGACUCUAAAUAUGUAAAGCUCCCGCAAUUAUCUGUCAGAUAAAUAUGUUCCAUCAACGGAAAUCAAUUACUUCAGUAGUUUUACAAUAUAAAGAUGACUGUUCUACAGCAUCAAAACGAGAAUGUAAUUUAUGAACAGUUAUCUGUGACAGAUGGUCUCCAACUACUACCAUCAUUUGAAGAACAGAACGCUGAAAUCAUUUUGAUAGUUACAGACAUGUAUGAAAAUAAUUUAUUUAAAUUGUAGUUGUUGUUUAUCAUAGAUAAGAAGCAAAAGACUUAGAAACGGUUAUAUUGUUGAGUUUUUUUAGUGUGUUAAGUGAUGUAAAUAGUUUGUACAGAUUAACAUCCAACCAGAGAGUUUUUCCAAGUGUAAAUCUAUUUUACGCUGGGUAAAGUGAAUUUCUAAAUGCAGUAGGGGGAACUCAUUUGGUGCCGAAAUGAUGCAAUGGGUCUCUGAAAAUAGCAGUAUUAAGUCAUUGCUCUAUACAAAUGUACAACUUAUUACCGUAAAGUAUUCACUGUAACUAAAAUCAUUCUACAAAAUUUCAUGUAAAUAACAUUACUAUGUACAGUACUUACUGAUUCCCAUUGAAUCUCCCACCACCCUCCUUCUUUUGUGUAACUCAGUACAAACACAGCUCAUUUGUCUUCUCUAGAACCAAUCGUCAAGGACGGACACUCAAUUGAUUAAUGUUUAAAUAACUGCUUGUAGCCGUCAAAUUAUUUUACGACCCUCUAACAUGAGACUGCAGAUACUCUUUCGAACAAAAAAAACUCUACAAUAAACGCUGAAUAUUCUUAAAAAUUCGUUUAUGUCUAUUUCAUAAUGGCUCUUUAUUUGUAGAUACACUAACCUGUGGAACAAAUGAUUCAUUUGUAUGAAAGCAGCUAACAUAUGAAAACAAUACGCUCAGAUACUUUAGUAUUAUACUUCUUUAAAUCUACCUAUCACUUUAUUUCGCUUUGUUACCAUUCCGAUGUAUCUGUCACUACCUCACAAAACCAGCUAAAAAUGAGUGACAUGUUUCUCGGUUAGCUCAGCAAUUGACAGGCAGUUUUAUUCUCAGUGCACGUCUUCUCCUUGUAGCAAACACUUUAAUCUCCAGCGCCCGCAGUUGUUUUCAUUAUUUUGUCGACUAUUACAUAUUUAUACCAUGUUAAGUAUAGGAAAAUCAUAAGAUGUUUUCGAAGUGAAAUAAUUUACAGUUUAGAUAACUGCUUUUGAGCAGUUAUAUCCAUUUAAGUCAUGUUUUAAUUUAGGGUACUUUCUUUUUUUUAAUUUUCUCUGCAUAAAAAAUUUCUAUAUUUGAAAAUAUCCUGUGUUCAUUCAUUAUUUCUGUUAUUGAGUUCUAACAUAAGUACUCAGUUUUUCUAACUUUCUCAAUCACAUCACAUUCUCACAAUACCUAUUUAAGGUAUAAUAAAUCAAUCAUAUGUGUUGCUCUUUUGUUCUAGUAUCUUAUUCGUAAAACCUCUAAUGCACACCUUACGAUAGGUCAGUUACUGUGAAAUCAUUUCUCCUCGAAGAUUUUGUAAAAUGACCCCUUUCAGAAUUUCAACAUAGUGUAGCCACAAAAUACGGGUUGUAAAUUUGUAAAUAUUGUAAAUAUUAACUGACUCAUUAAAAAGCCUAAACCGGUGGAGGUAGAGUGGUAGUUAUUGUGACGGGUUCUCAUGUUAUCUGCUGUUAAGGUUUAUCAAUCAAACAAGGUUAAUUUAUGUGAUUGGUUUCUGAAGCGUGCUGAUCUGUUUUCGUCUGUCACAGUGCCUACCACCAAGUUUACCGGUCGCGGCAACGCCGUACUAUUGUCUGUGAUAUGGUUACUAUUUAGAGUGUACACUCCUCCACGGAGGAUUACCCGCAAGUAUACCUGAAACCCUGUCUAACAUGCUGCUUAGCGCAACUGUUGCGCAAAAGCCUGUCCUCAGUAGACGUAUAUGAUCUCUGUAAAGAACGGCUAGGAAAUGCACUGCGCUGCGUGAGCUGUAUAUACAACUGGAGAGCUAUGUAACUCUGUAAAAAGAAAAUGUGUUAUUAUUUUGGAGUGAUGCGCAUACUAGAUGCAAUCAAUGUAAAGAAUAAUUGUAAAUGAGUUUUGUAUAAAACAGAUUGUUUUUCUGUUUCCUUGUUUUGUACAAAUGUUUGAUAAAUACUGUGAAAACUAUGUUGUGAUAAUUGUAAAUAAUAUUGUAUCUGA
Molecule: messenger RNA, 6843 nt
Organism: Schistocerca gregaria
Lineage: Eukaryota; Metazoa; Arthropoda; Insecta; Orthoptera; Acrididae
Product: octopamine receptor beta-3R-like
Exons: 2
Coding region: 56-325 (89 amino acids)
Biological process (GO): adenylate cyclase-activating adrenergic receptor signaling pathway
Cellular component (GO): membrane
Molecular function (GO): octopamine receptor activity
Source: RefSeq, a predicted model, not a curated record